This is a messenger RNA of Pestalotiopsis fici W106-1, 1542 nucleotides long. RefSeq lists its product as uncharacterized. NCBI's taxonomy places the organism in Eukaryota, Fungi, Ascomycota, Sordariomycetes, Amphisphaeriales, Sporocadaceae. Bases 1 to 1542 code for a protein of 513 amino acids. The transcript has a single exon. Gene Ontology annotation, molecular function: oxidoreductase activity, acting on paired donors, with incorporation or reduction of molecular oxygen; monooxygenase activity; iron ion binding. The record is from RefSeq and is a predicted model, not a curated record.
AUGUCAAUCGUGUCUUUACUUUGGUUUAUAGCAACGGCUGUAAGUGAUGUCUUUGUGCGAAACUUGAGCGCAGUUUUGAAUAUUGAUCUAAUGGGUAUAAUUUCUGAGCAGUCUGUCGUUUACCUUGUAUGCAAGGCCGUUUACUUGAAAUGGUUUCAUCCGCUGGCCAAGUUUCCCGGCCCUCCUCUGGCAGCAAUUUCCGAUGUAUGGUAUGCCUUCCACUGGACUGGCGGAAGAUGGCCUUUUGUGAUGGAGAAGAUUCACCAGAAGUACGGUGAUGUCGUCCGUGUUGCUCCAAAUGAGCUGUCGUUCGCCACUGCCGCCGCGUACAAAGAUAUCUACGGGCAUGCUACAAAGGGCAAGAAACAGUUUCUCAAGUCUUCAUGGUAUGAGAAUGGAGAUCCAGUGCCUGGCAUUGUCAGCACACGGGAUCCUGCAGACCACGCACGGCAAAGACGAUCCUUGGCACAUGCUUUCAGCACAAACUCGCUACGCGACCAAGAGGACCUCAUUCAUACCUACACCGACUUGUUCAUCACACAGCUGGCGAAACAUGGUGGGCAAAGCUCAGAAGGCAUAAACAUGCCAGAGGCUUUCCACUGGCUCACGUUCGACAUUGCUGGCCACUUGGCAUUCGGUGAAUCAUUUGGAGCUGUCGCUAGCAUGAGAACAAACUACUGGGUGUCUAUCAUUAUCGACGGUGUCUUCUUUGGCAACAUUGCGAAUGCACUCAAAAAACGACUCCCUCUACUCACCCCCUUGCUGCUCCUGAUCAUGCCAAAGGAUCUGAAAAGAAAGUACAUCACUCAUCGCCAAUUGACCUUGGAAAAGAUACAAAAAAGAAUCAACAACCAGCAGCUGGACCGCGACGACUUUUUCUCGCAUAUUCUGAAGAAGGGUGAUUACACCAACGAAGGACUAGCCAGCCAAGCGGGUACCCUUAUCAUUGCUGGCUCAGACACGACCUCCAGUUUCCUCAAUGGAGUUUUCUAUUACCUGGUAACCAAUCCCGACAAGCUUUCAAAACUGCAAUCAGAAGUUCGGACUGCAUUCAACGACAUGUCAGAGAUCACUGGUGCCAGCACGGCAACGCUGCCAUAUAUACACGGCGUUAUCGAGGAGGGUCUGCGACUGACACCGCCUGCACCUUUUGGACUGGCGCGAAUUUCUCCCGGGGCAGAUAUUGCCGGUCAUUUCGUGCCUGCAGGUGUGACUGUCAGUGUUGAUCAUUGGUCCACGCUGCACGAUCCCCGAUAUUGGUACGAUGCAGCCAGCUUCUUGCCCGAGCGGUGGGUAGGAGAUGGCUUUGGAGAUGAAAAAGCAGCCUUUCAUCCGUUUUCGCUUGGGCCACGGGGGUGUCUGGGCAUCAAUCUGGCGUAUUUGGAGGCACGCAUCAUAUUGGCAAAACUGGCGUGGGCACUAGAUUGGGAACUUGUGGACGCUGACGUGGACUGGAAGCGGGAUGCUAGACUGUACACCUUGUGGCACCACCCGCGAAUGCGUGGCCGAUUCAAUGUUCAUGACCAGGCCAGACCCAACUAG